CGGAAGCGGCGUGUGAGCUGCCCCGGCGUCCGGCUUCCCGGUUACGGAAGCUGCGCUCCGCCGUGGAGCUCUUUGGUCUCUUGUCACCAUGGCACUGGCAGUCCUGCGGGUGCUGGAGCCCUUCCCGACCGAGGCACCCCCGUUGGCGGUGCUGCUGCCACCCGAGGGCCCCUGGCCUGCGGCGGGGCUGGGCCUGGUGCUGGCGCUGCGGCCUGCAGGGGAGAGCCCGGCAGGGCCCGCGCUGCUAGUGGCGGCCCUGGAGGGGCCAGGCACAGGCACCGAAGAGCAGGGGCCGGGCCCCCCGCAGCUGCUAGUUAGCCGCGCUCUGCUGCGACUCCUGGCCCUGGGCUCCGGGGCCUGGGUGAGGGCGCGGCCGGUGCGGCGGCCCCCAGCGCUGGGCUGGGCGCUGCUUGGCACCUCGUCAGGGACUGGGCUCGGACCGAGAGUCGGGCCGUUGCUGGUGAGGCGCGGAGAGGCUCUGCCAGUGCCGGGACCGCGGGUGCUGGAGACGCGGCCGGCGUUGCAAGGGCUGCUGGGCCCAGGGACGCGGCUAGCUGUGACUGAGCUCCGUGGGCGGGCCAAACUGGGUCCAGAGACUGAGGACAGCAGCCGGCCCCCACCGCCACCCUUGGUGUCCUCCUUCGCGGCUUCUGGCACGGUCCGGCGACUCCGGGGAGUUCUGGGAGGGACUGGGAACUCGCUGGGGGUGAGCAGGAGUUGUCUCCGUAGCCUCGGCCUUUUCCAAGGCGAAUGGGUAUGGGUGACCCGGGUCGGAGAGUCAUCGAUCACUUCCCAGCCACACCUGGCCACGGUGCAGGUCCUAGAGCCUCGAUGGGACCUCUCUGAAAGACUGGGACCUGUUUCUGGGCAGCUGGGAGAGCCCCUCGCUGACGGACUGGCCCUUGUGCCUGCCACUCUGGCUUUUAAUCUCGGCUGUGAUCCCCUGGAAGUGGGAGAGCUCAAAAUUCAGAGGUACCUGGAGGGUUCUAGCACCCCUGAAAACAAAGGAAGCUGCUCAGUGCUGCCCGGGCCUCCGUUUGCCAAAGAAUUACACAUCGAAAUUGUGUCCUCUCCUCACUACAGCACUAAUACAAAUUAUGACCAUGUUCUUUACCGGCACUUCCAGACACCCAGGGCAGUCCAGGAAGGGGAUGUUCUGUGCGUGCCAACAGUCGGGCAAGUAGAGAUCCUGGAAGGAAGCCCAGAGAAACUGCCCAGGUGGCGGGAGAUGUUUUUUAAAGUGAAGAAAACAGUUGGGGAAGCUCCAGAUGGGCCAGCCUGUGCCUACUUGGCUGCCGCCACCCAUACCUCCGUGUACUUGGUGGGCUCUACCCUGAGCCUCGUUCCAGGGCUCCCCUUGGGGGAAUCCACGCCCUGGAGCAGCUUGUCUCCUCCAGGCCUGGAGACCUUGGUGACCGAGCUCUGUGCUGCCCUGAAGCCGCGCCUCCAGCCAGGGGGUGCCCUGCUGACAGCACCUGGCAGUGUCCUUCUACGGGGCCCCCCGGGCAGUGGGAAAACCACCGCAGUGACUGCCGCCUGUGGCCGCCUUGGGCUCCACUUACUGAAGGUGCCCUGCUCCAGCCUCUGUGCAGACAGUAGCGGGGCUGUGGAGACAAAACUGCAGGUCGCUUUCUCCCGGGCCCGGUGCUGCCGGCCUGUGGUUCUGUUGCUGACAGCCGUGGACCUGCUGGGCCGGGACCGCGAUGGGCUAGGUGAGGACGCCCGUGUGGUGGCCACGCUGCGCCGCCUCCUUCUGGACGAAGACCCCCUCACCAGCCACCCUCCCCUGAUGGUUGUGGCCACCACAAGCCGGGCCCAGGACCUGCCUACUGACGUGCAGACUGCGUUUCCUCAUGAGCUGGAGGUGCCUGUGCUGUCAGAGGGGCAGCGGCUCAGCAUCCUGCAGGUCCUCACUGCCCACCUCCCCCUGGGCCAAGAAGUGAACCUGGCACAGCUGGCACGACGGUGCGCGGGCUUUGUAGUGGGGGAUCUCUACGCCCUUUUGACCCACAGCAGCCGUGCAGCCUGCACCAGGAUCAAGAACUCGGGUUGGGCAGGUGGCUUGAGUGAAGAGGACGAGGGGGAGCUGUGUGCUGCCGGUUUCCCUCUCCUGGCCGAGGACUUGGGGCAGGCGCUGGAGCAGCUGCAGUCAGCGCACUCUCAGGCCGUCGGAGCCCCCAAGAUCCCCUCGGUGUCCUGGCACGAUGUGGGCGGGCUGCAGGAGGUGAAGAAGGAGAUCCUGGAGACCAUUCAGCUCCCUCUAGAGCACCCUGAGCUGCUGAGCCUGGGCCUGAGGCGCUCGGGCCUUCUGCUCCACGGGCCGCCCGGCACUGGCAAGACCCUCCUGGCCAAGGCGGUAGCCACCGAGUGCAGUCUCACCUUCCUCAGCGUGAAGGGGCCCGAGCUCAUCAACAUGUACGUGGGCCAAAGCGAGGAGAAUGUACGCGAAGUGUUCGCCAGAGCCAGGGCCGCAGCCCCAUGCAUUAUCUUCUUUGAUGAACUCGACUCCUUGGCCCCAAGCCGGGGGCGAAGUGGAGACUCCGGAGGUGUGAUGGACAGGGUGGUGUCCCAGCUCCUGGCCGAGCUGGAUGGGCUUCACAGCACUCAGGAUGUGUUUGUGAUCGGAGCCACCAAUAGACCAGACCUUCUGGACCCUGCCCUUCUGCGGCCUGGCAGGUUUGACAAGCUGGUGUUUGUGGGAGCGAGCGAGGACCGUGCCUCCCAGCUCCGCAUUCUGAGCGCCAUCACGCGCAAAUUCAGGCUAGAGCCCUCUGUGAGCCUGGUGGCCGUGCUGGACCACUGCCCACCCCAGCUGACGGGUGCAGACCUCUACUCCCUGUGUGCUGAUGCCAUGACAGCUGCCCUGAAACGCAGGGUUCGGGACCUGGAGGAUGGCCUGGAGCCGGGGAGCUCGGCACUGCUGCUCACCAUGGAGGACCUGCUGCAGGCCGCGGCCCGGCUGCAGCCCUCAGUCAGUGAGCAUGAGCUGCUCCGCUACAAGCGCAUCCAGCGCAAGUUUGCUGCCUGCUAGGAGCCUCCUGCCGCCCAGGACCCUCCCCCCAGGGGCUAAAGGUAUCUAGGUAGCUCCUCAGAGACCUGAGAGAGAAAGGCUUUUUCUCAGGCUGCCAUCCGCCCACCCACUUGAACUGCCUACCUACCUACCUCUGGGAGAUCCCCUGGGGGCCCCUGGGUGGGAGAGCUUGGGAGGCAUCCUCUUCUACCUGUCUGCCCUCCAGGCCCAUCUGCUCAGGAGGAGGGGCAAGGCCUGGAGCUCUGGGGACUGGGCCCUGAGGAAGCUCCAUCUGUGGACGAAAAUAAACUGUGUGCUGCCCCCUGCUGGCAGCGUGGUCUGAGA
Messenger RNA from Phacochoerus africanus (Common warthog), 3355 nucleotides. It is a transcript of the gene PEX6, whose product is annotated as peroxisomal biogenesis factor 6. Gene Ontology annotation, cellular component: cytosol; peroxisomal membrane. The record is from RefSeq and is a predicted model, not a curated record. The coding region runs from base 89 to 3031 and encodes 980 amino acids. The transcript is spliced from 17 exons. Lineage: Eukaryota; Metazoa; Chordata; Mammalia; Artiodactyla; Suidae. Gene Ontology annotation, molecular function: ATP hydrolysis activity; ATP binding. Gene Ontology annotation, biological process: protein import into peroxisome matrix.